CUGAUCAAUUUUCACCCGUUGAGGUUGAACAGCCGUCCGACACUCCGACAGCCUGCCGUCGUCGACCUUUUCCUUUGGCGUUCUUAUCACUUGCACUUGGUGGUGCCCGCAGCCGAUUAUUUUUCUAGAAUUACGAUCAGUUUUCUGGUUGCCGUCGCAUUUCUCGAACCAGUCUAGCUCCUUGCAAGAAUUUUGACGCUCACAAUGGCCGCUUCCACCAGAGUUUUCUCCAGAAUCGCAGUAUGCAAUUUGAUGGGAAUACGAUCAUCGUCAAAUACAGUUGAUCCACGCAUCUAUGCUGAAACAAGAAAAAAUUUACUACUUACUAAAGAUACUAAAGUAAUCUGUCAAGGAAUGACUGGUAAACAAGGAACUUUCCAUUCUACCCAAGCUAUUGAGUAUGGAACUCGUAUGGUAGGAGGUGUCUCCCCUGGAAAAGGUGGAAAAACUCAUUUAGGUUUACCAAUUUUUAACUCUGUCAAAGAAGCAAGGGAUGAAACUGGAGCGGAUGCUACAGUUAUUUAUGUACCACCCCCAGGCGCCGCAAAAGCAAUCUCAGAAGCUAUUGAUGCUGAGGUUCCUUUAAUUGUUUGUAUUACAGAAGGAAUUCCCCAGCAAGACAUGGUACGAGUGAAACAUAAAUUAAUUAGACAGAACAAAUCUAGAUUGCUUGGACCUAAUUGUCCUGGAAUCAUUGCUCCAGAACAAUGUAAAAUUGGUAUUAUGCCCGGUCAUAUCCAUUUAAAAGGAUCAGUUGGUGUUGUGUCUCGGUCAGGUACACUUACUUAUGAAGCAGUUCAUCAAACAUCUCAAGUUGGUCUUGGACAAACGUUGUGUGUUGGUAUUGGUGGUGAUCCAUUCAACGGUACUGAUUUUAUAGAUUGUUUGGAAGUAUUUUUACAAGACCCAAAUACACAUGGUAUUAUUCUAAUUGGUGAGAUUGGCGGUCAACAAGAAGAAAUGGCUGCUGAAUAUUUGAUAGAACAUAAUUCCGGUCCAAAUGCCAAACCAGUUGUAUCAUUCAUUGCUGGAUUAACAGCACCACCUGGCCGCAGAAUGGGCCAUGCUGGAGCAAUCAUAUCUGGUGGAAAAGGUGGAGCUCAAGACAAAAUUAAUGCAUUAGAAAAGGCUGGUGUGGUCGUUACAAGAAGCCCAGCUGCUAUGGGCAUUGAAUUAUCAAAAUUGAUGAAGAAUUAAAUUCAUAAAUUAUUUGUUGGCUGUUAGUUUGGUAUUAUAUUUGUAAACUAUGGUGAUAUAGACUUAACGCGUUUUACCUUUGUAUUGAUUAGGUUAAAAUGGCUUCGAUUAGGAAUAAUAAAUAAAUUAUUUUCCCUAUUAAUUUGAAAAUUCCAUUUAACCAUUAAAUACAAUGCAAAUGGUACUUUACAAUCCUUAAAUAAAUUUUGGUAAAAAAUUACUAUAUUAUUAUAAUUACAAAAUUUUGCUUUCGCUGAAGUCUGAAAAAUAAAUUAAAAAAUUGGCACAAAAGGAAGAAGUUAGCUGCACUUCUUUGAUUAUUUUAUUUGAAUUUAAUCUGUGGAAUUGUACAGAUAGAAUUUGUAUUUUCAUCAUAGUAUUAAAACCUAACAUUUUGUAAGUUAUAUUGAACUAUGUUAACCACUUUUAAAAUGUUAAAAUAUAAUUUUAUGUUAUUUUAUUUUAUCAACUGCAUUAUCAUAUCGUAUGCAUUAGAAAACUACUAGUUAAAAUCUUCUUAAAAUCUGUUCAUUAAACAUAGAAAAUUGUCAUAACCAAAAGAAACAAGCUUAAAAAAUAAAUACAAUUUGGUAUUGUUUUGUCUAUAAUGACAACUAAAUA
Molecule: messenger RNA, 1818 nt
Organism: Myzus persicae (green peach aphid)
Lineage: Eukaryota; Metazoa; Arthropoda; Insecta; Hemiptera; Aphididae
Gene: Scsalpha1
Product: succinate--CoA ligase [ADP/GDP-forming] subunit alpha, mitochondrial
Exons: 6
Coding region: 205-1197 (330 amino acids)
Biological process (GO): tricarboxylic acid cycle
Cellular component (GO): succinate-CoA ligase complex (ADP-forming); mitochondrion
Molecular function (GO): succinate-CoA ligase (GDP-forming) activity; succinate-CoA ligase (ADP-forming) activity
Source: RefSeq, a predicted model, not a curated record